AGCCCUCCCGCCCGCCGCCUCUUCCUCCUGGACCCCCGGCGAGGCUGCCUUUAGCCGCUGGGCGUCCUCCUCGCCGCCGCGGAGCCAGGAGGGGAGCGGGAGCCGCUCGAUCCCUGCCAUGGCUGGGCUAUAGGCUUUCCCUCCUGGACGCACCGUCGCCGCUGCUUUGCGGGAAGAUGCCUCCCAAAGGCUUCGCCGGGUUCUGGCUGCUGCUUCUGCUGAAGGCUGCACCUGUGGCAUGUGUGGGUCAAGCGGGAGGUGUGACCCCAAAGCGCCUCCUUCCCUCUCUGCACUCGGAAUUGCUGGACUUGACAGACAACAGCGAAUAUGAUAUUGUGACAGCAUAUGAAGUAGACCAAAAGGGGGAUUAUAUAAGUCAUGCAGUUGCACAUCAUGAAAGGAGAAAGAGGUCCACUUCAGAAGGAAAAAAAGACUCACUGCACCUCCGUUUCCAUGGGUUUGGCCAUGACUUCCAUCUUGACCUAAAGACUUCUGAUUUUCUUGUGGCCCCUGGAUUUACAAUACAGACAUUGGGCAAGGGAAGAACCAGCUCAAUACAUACAUACCCAGAGGAAGACUUUUGCUUUUAUCAAGGAGUCUUGCGAUUGCACAAAAACUCAUCAGUAGCACUUUCAACAUGUGGAGGUUUGUCAGGUUUGAUAAGGACGCAGGAAGCUGAUUACUUGCUGAAACCACUACCUUCAAAUCUUGCACUUAAACAUAACUACUCUGCACCUCAUGGUCACCACUCUCACGUACUGUAUAAGAGAUCUACUGAGCCUCUGCUGGCAAUCAAUAAUGAGGUAACUGUGAAUGAUGAGAGACAAAGGGAAAUGGAUGCUCACCAUAAUGUUUUCCAAGAAACUCAGCAACAGCAUCGCAAUUCCGAGCGGCAGCACAAACAGCACUUUUGUGGGAGGCGCAAGAAAUAUAUGCCCCAGCCUCCAGCUGGAGACACCUAUAUCUUACCAGAUGAAUAUACAUAUCUGUUGCGAAACAAGCGGUCUCUUCUGAAAGCUUAUAAGAACAAAGAGCUUAAUGUUGAGACCUUAGUGGUGGUGGACAAAAAAAUGAUGCAAAACCAUGGUCAUGACAACAUUACUACUUAUGUCUUAACUAUACUCAAUAUGGUUUCUGCUUUGUUUAGAGAUGGAACAAUUGGAGGCAAUAUUAACAUUGCAGUUGUUGGCUUGAUACUUUUGGAAGAAGACCAGCCAGGGCUCAUGAUCAAUCACCAUGCUGACCACACAUUGAGCAGUUUUUGUCAAUGGCAGUCUGGGCUGAUGGGAAAGGAUGGAAGCCGCCAUGACCAUGCCAUUCUAUUGACAGGCCUUGAUAUUUGUUCCUGGAAAAAUGAGCCGUGUGAUACCUUGGGAUUUGCCCCAAUCAGUGGAAUGUGCAGUAAAUAUCGCAGCUGCACUGUUAAUGAAGAUACUGGGCUUGGACUGGCUUUUACUAUUGCGCAUGAAUCUGGACAUAAUUUUGGCAUGAUCCAUGAUGGAGAAGGAAAUAUUUGCAAAAAAUCUGAAGGCAAUAUCAUGUCCCCCACACUGGCAGGGCACAAUGGGGUUUUUUCCUGGUCAUCUUGUAGCCGUCAAUAUCUCUACAAAUUUCUAAGUUCUGCUCAGUCUUUAUGUCUUGCUGAUCAACCUAAGCCUGUGGAAGAGUACAAGUAUCCAGAGAAGCUUCCAGGAGAACUGUACGAUGCAGCUAUUCAGUGCAAGUGGCAAUUUGGAGAGAAAGCCAAGCUGUGUAUGAUGGACUUUAAAAAGGAUAUUUGCAAAGCAUUGUGGUGCCAUCGAGUUGGAAGAAAAUGUGAAACCAAAUUUAUGCCAGCUGCAGAAGGGACAAUGUGUGGUUAUGACAUGUGGUGUCGUGGAGGCCAGUGUGUGAAAUAUGGUGAUGAAGGACCUGAGCCCACCCAUGGUCAUUGGUCAGAGUGGUCCAGGUGGUCAUCAUGUUCCAGAAGCUGUGGAGGAGGCAUUUCUCAUCGUGAACGAAACUGCACUAAUCCAAGACCAUCUCAUGGAGGAAAGUUCUGUGAGGGUUCUCCUCGGAUGCUGAAACUCUGCAACAACCAGAAAUGCCCAAAGAACAGCAUUGGCUUCAGAGCUGCCCAGUGUGCAGAGUUCAAUAGCAAACGAUUCAGAGGAUGGAAUUACAAGUGGAAACCAUACACUCAAGUGGAAGAUCAAGAUUUAUGCAAGCUCUACUGUAUUGCAGAAGGAUUUGAUUUCUUCUUUUCCCUGUCUAACAAAGUGAAAGAUGGGACACCAUGUUCAGAAGAUGGCCCUAAUGUUUGUGUAGAUGGGAUUUGUGAGGUUGUUGGUUGUGAUCAGGUCUUAGGCUCUAGUGCUGUGGAAGAUGCGUGUGGAGUUUGCAAAGGAGACAAUACAACUUGUAGAAUUUAUAAGGGACAGUUCACUAAACACCACCUUACAAAUCAGUACUACUCAUUAGUCACCAUUCCUGCAGGAGCACGAAGGAUUCGUGUGUAUGAAAUGAACACCUCCCACUCCUAUCUUGCUGUUCGUGGUUCCAAUAAAAAAUAUCAUCUCAAUGGAUACUGGACUGUCGACUGGCCAGGGAAAUACAGUUUUGCUGGAACAAUAUUUGACUAUCGAAGACCACAUAAUGAACCAGAGACAUUAAGUGCUUCUGGACCAACAAAUGAAAGCCUUGUAAUUGAGCUUCUCUCCCAAGGUAAAAACCUAGGAAUUGCUUGGGAAUAUUCCCUUCCUAAGGUAGAACAUGAAAGAAUGACAGCCAUGAAACAUAACUAUACAUGGACCACGAUCCAUUCCAAAUGCUCAGUCUCAUGUGGAGUAGGUCAAAUGGUCAGGAGAGGAAGCUGCUACAAAGACCUGCAAGCAGAAGUAGAUGCUUCUUUUUGCAACUCCAAGAAUCAACCAACUACUGGAAUUAUACCUUGCAAAAUGCCAGCUUGUCCUCCCAGCUGGUCUAUUGGCAACUGGAGUGAGUGCAGCUUGACUUGUGGAGCAGGGGAGAGGUUUCGAUAUGUUCGCUGCAUGCAGAAAAUUCAGCACAAGCCAGAAUGGGUAUCAGAUUCCCUAUGUCGACUCCCUGCCCCAGUCAAGAGGGAGCUUUGCAACACCCAAAGCUGUCCACCUGCUUGGAGAACAGGUCCCUGGUCUGAGUGCUCUCGGACAUGUGGCAAAGGCUGGAGAAAAAGAGUAGUUGUGUGCAAAAGCUCCAGCCCGUCUCCUUGGGCUCCACUUUUGCCUGAUGGUGCCUGUAUAGCAGAACUGAAACCAAAGAUGCAAGAAGCCUGCCUCCUGAAGCGAUGCCAUAAACAUAAGAAGCUACAGUGGUUUGUAUCUGCAUGGACUGAGUGCUCUGUUACAUGUGGAAAGGGAAUGCAGAGGAGAACCCUGAACUGUGCAGAAAAGUAUGUGUCUGGGAAGUAUAGAGAACUUGCUCCUCGAAAGUGUUCCCACCUACAAAAACCAAACGUAGAGCUGGAAAAAGCGUGCCUCUUAAAUCCAUGUCCCAGGCACCCUGCAUAUUCACAAGUAAAUCAGGGCAGCUGGUUUUCAUCUUCUUGGUCUCAGUGCUCAGCAACCUGUGGAGGUGGCAUGCAGGUGCGGUCUGUUCAGUGCCUUGCAAAUGGGAGGUCAGCCACUGGAUGUCUUUUGCAUCAGAAGCCUGUUGCCACACAAGCUUGUAACACCAACUUUUGUGCCCCUCCUGAAAAACAAGAUGCCUUCUGUAAGGAUUACUUUAAUUGGUGUCACUUGGUCCCCCAGCAUGGUGUUUGCAAUCACAGUUUCUAUGGAAAACAGUGCUGCAGGUCUUGCAUCAAUUCAAAUUUGUGAGAACUUGUCUAAAAUAUGAAGAGUGCAAAAUGACUGUGACUCCUAACUUGGGGCUGUGCCCAGUGAACACAGGGGUCAAGAAUGACUGCAGUUUCCUCUGAAACUUAAUUCUUCAUUAAUCAGUGAUCUCAGAAACAAAAGUGUAGUCAGAAACUACUCAGAUAAUUGUGGUGCCUCAAAUGUCCUUUUCAGUAUUCUGAUGUGACCCACUCAGCUGUUUCCAGGUGGGAAUCCUAUCCUUCAGUUGUGUGGACAGAAAUGACUCUCAAGGAACAAGGAGCACAUUCUCCCCCUAAACUAUUGCAAGGGGAAGCUGAUCCUUAGAGAUGCUGUUGAAGAGCUGCCUAGAAAAGAAAUAUCUGAAAAACAUAGCAAAGAUAUUAAUUGAGCAUGAGAGUGGACUUUGUUUCUUUUUUACCUCAGUUUCCAUUGUUAAAUAACCAUUCUGGGCAUCUUCUACUGGGAUGUUCUCUGGUGUGAACCACCUUGAAAUCUCUGGGAACACUGCAAGAGGACUAAUGCAUGGGAGCAUUUUCAUGGUGCACGGGCACAAGAAAUCCACCAUGGAUUGUGCCCAAAAUAUUUAUUACAUUUUUCUGAUGUUCUGGUUCAGCUCCCAGUCAUUGCGUAGAACCACAUGCAGGAGAUGAAAGCCUUUGAUGGCCUAUUGCUGCUCUCCUGCAGCCACAUACCAGUGUCAGAAUCUGUGAAUGCCCUAUGGAAAUGAAUACUGUAAUUGAUUAUAGCAAUUGAAAUAUACUUGAGGCACUUUUGCCAAUAAAUAAAUCUGAACUGCUUUAGUUAGCUCCGUAGCUUAUAACAAAUAUUGGGGAGGAAGGGAGACAAAAACCUCAGGGUGCCCUUUCUCUUUGUCAGCCUUUGGGACAUAAUAAGAUCUUUUAUAUUUGUUGUUUUCAUGUGAGUGAUCUUAUUUAAACAGCCUUGUUUUAUGCUUUACUGCUAAGUAUAAAAGGUGUCCUGCCAUCAGUGUUACUCAAGUGGCUGAUUAUACCAAAACUAUGUUGUUUGCAUUUAAACCUAAGGUACUACCAUGUUAGAUUCCAGCACUAUAGCAGCAUAAUACACUUAUGAAAUCUUUCUCUUUCCAGGGUUUUUUUCAUUGUAGUAGAGCAGAAAACUUCAGAGCAGCCCAGAUUUUUUUUCUGGAAUCCUAUCCCAAUUAGAUUAAAAUCAUUGAAUCAUUUUUGAAUGAUGAAUCAACCUGUUAAGUAAAAAUCCUAUGACUAAUAAUAGAAUUUUGGCCAUUAGAGGCUAUGUAUGUCCUGCAAUUCUACAAAAGUUUAGAAAUACAUAUAUAUAGCAUUGAGCGUGAAAUGCUGAUUCCACACUGCUAGAACAAUGGGAAUUGCCAUUUCAGGAAUCAGCUCUCAUCCAACAAACGAUGUCUGUAAAAUAUCUUGAAAUACACGAGCAAUAGGUCUGUGUUUAAGAUAGGACUUUGAUUCUAUUCAUUGUCCUUGCACCACACAAUUAGCAAAAACAAUUCAUUUUGAAAAAUAGGAGAAAAUAUGUAAAUGUGUAUUUUUUGCAAAAAUUAUAUGGGUCAUAACAUUUUCUUAUGCAGACUUGCCCAUUUUGUUUGCUCUGAAUAAGAAUCACUGACAAAAAUGUGUUCUGCAGUUAACAGCAUUUGGUGCUUAAGAUUUUUUGGUGCUGUCAAUCCAAAUGGGAAUCUCCACUAUUUAUAUUAUCUGAAAUCUAAUAAAUUUUUAUUUGUUUCUGUAA
Molecule: messenger RNA, 5582 nt
Organism: Anolis carolinensis (green anole)
Lineage: Eukaryota; Metazoa; Chordata; Lepidosauria; Squamata; Anolidae
Gene: adamts16
Product: ADAM metallopeptidase with thrombospondin type 1 motif 16
Exons: 23
Coding region: 177-3836 (1219 amino acids)
Biological process (GO): proteolysis; extracellular matrix organization
Cellular component (GO): extracellular matrix
Molecular function (GO): metalloendopeptidase activity
Source: RefSeq, a predicted model, not a curated record